Messenger RNA from Aspergillus bombycis, 564 nucleotides. RefSeq names its product V-type ATPase assembly factor PKR1. NCBI's taxonomy places the organism in Eukaryota, Fungi, Ascomycota, Eurotiomycetes, Eurotiales, Aspergillaceae. Gene Ontology annotation, cellular component: endoplasmic reticulum membrane. Bases 1 to 564 code for a protein of 187 amino acids. Gene Ontology annotation, biological process: vacuolar proton-transporting V-type ATPase complex assembly. The transcript has a single exon. The record is from RefSeq and is a predicted model, not a curated record.
AUGGUAUCGUUUGUGGAGGAUCUUUGGGCUAGCAUCUUUACCCCGGGUCCCACUCCCACUCUGCUCGUCGCGGCCAACGCCACUUUCGCCGCUCUCCAGCUGGUGCUCUUCCUGCUCCUCCUCGCGACCUACAGCAUCCACUUCGUCGUCCUCUCCGUCCUCUCCGCGUCACUAUGGUGGUCGAUCAACUGGUUUGCUCAGGAAUUGGUAGCGGUGCAGGCACAAGAGGCGGAGAAGGAGAAGACGCAGUCGAAGGAACUGCUCACCGAGGAAGACGACGAUGACAAGAGGAAAUCGGAAGCUAGUCGGAAAACACCGGGAGCGCUGGAUAGCACAGACAGUGACACUGAAACCGAGAGCCUGAUGGAGCGUAAAAUCUCUGCGGUGUCCGCUGCCGCCCCGCCGUCCACCACCACCACCACUGCUGCCACUACGGCGGCUACUCUUCAACCGCCGGAGCAGCAAGGAGGGAUUCGGAAACGGCCUAGCAUGAGCGGAGAGAGCUCCGGCUAUGUGAGCACAGAUAGUGAAUGGGAAAAGGUGGAUGACAAAGCCACUGCUUAG